GUCAGCGAGCUCGCGGAGAAGCUCGGGAAGGAUAUCUACAUGGACGUGAACGGCUGGCACCUGUUCCUGCGCGACGCCAAGUACGCGACGCCGCUGUCGAAGAUCAUCGCCGCGCGUCUCGCGGCGGACGGGAACCGCUACGACGAGGACGCCGCGCUUCAGCUUCUGCGGGAGUGCCCGGUGAAGAUCGGGGGUGGGAAGCAGAGCGUGAAGUUGUUCGACCUGAUGCCGCGCGUCGUCGUGGACGACUACCUGAAGAUCGUGGAGGAGUACGCG
Messenger RNA from Micromonas pusilla CCMP1545, 276 nucleotides. RefSeq lists its product as uncharacterized. Lineage: Eukaryota; Viridiplantae; Chlorophyta; Mamiellophyceae; Mamiellales; Mamiellaceae. The record is from RefSeq and is a predicted model, not a curated record. The transcript has a single exon. The annotation marks the transcript as partial.